UCACAUGCUGUCUCACAGAGAUAUCGCCCACACUUUCAUCACUGCUCACUAUCUGAACUGCCGGCUUUCAGCUCUGCCCCGACAGAGUUUACUCGACAGCCUUUAGAGUUUUCUUAUACUUCCCCCCCUCCGUUACUUCCAUCUCCAGGACCCUCUCUUGGCUACUUCUUCCUGCCUGACGUUGCCUCUCCUAGCCGGGCACAGCAGCCCAGUGUCUCCCUCCUUCCAGCUGCUCUCUCUCCCAGGGAGAGCCCUCGCCUCGCCUCGCUCGCCUGACUGACUGACCGGUGGUAGGCAGUGCACAGUGAGCCACUUGGGGCCACUCGGGCUGGAGACAUGUUCUUGGUUCUGGUGGUGACGGAUGAGCUGCGGGAGAUCCUGGUCCGGGCGCGGAGUGGACCGUCCAUCAGGGUCAUCCAGGUGCUGAUCCGCAACGAGCAGCUGGUGCUGGGUGCGUACAGAGAACCGUCACAGAGCUGGGAUCGCGACUAUGACAACUUCCUGUUGCCACUGCUGGACGAGGAGGAACCCUGCUACAUCCUCUACCGCCUGGACUCCCAGAAUGCACAGGGCUACGAGUGGCUCUUCAUCUCAUGGUCACCUGAUCAAUCACCAGUGAGACUGAAGAUGCUUUACGCUGCCACGCGUGCCACAGUGAAGAAAGAGUUUGGUGGAGGACAAGUGAAGGACGAGAUGUUUGGCAGCAUGAAGGAGGACAUCUGUCUCCAAGGUUACCAGAGGCAUGAGUCAUCAAGCUCCGCCCCUGCACCCCUCACGGCUGCAGAGAGGGAGCUCCAGCAGAUCAGACUCACAGAGAUCAGAGUAGCGCAGGUGAACGUGGAGAGGAGUGCAGACAUGUGUAAACCCCAGACUGUGGGAGGCCUGGCCUUCCCACUGCAAGACGCAGCCAAACGUGCCCUCCAGCAGCUUACAGAUAAACGCAUUAAUUACAUACAACUGAGGUUGGACACAGAGAAGGAGACGAUUGACCUUGUCCACACGAACCCCACAGAAACGCGGGACCUUCCCCAGAGGGUCCCCACAGACACGCCGCGAUACCACUUCUUCCUCUACAAGCACAACCACGAGGGAGAAUACCUAGAGUCCGUCGUGUUCAUCUACUCCAUGCCUGGCUACAGCUGCAGCGUGAAGGAGCGCAUGCUCUACUCCAGCUGCAAGAGCUGCCUCCUGGACGAGGUGGCCAGAGACUACCACCUCGAGGUGGCCAAGAAGAUGGAGAUUGACUCUGGUGAGGAGCUGACUGAAGAGUUCUUAUAUGACGAGGUGCAUCCGAAACAGCACGCCUUCAAGCAGGCGUUCGCCAAACCACGCGGCCCUGCAGGGAAGAGGGGUAACAAGCGCCUAAUACGAGGAAACGCAGACGUCACACAGAAAAGCUAGAAGGACCAGGAGAGAGAAAGAAAACCACUUGGAAGAAAUUGAGAAGAAGCUAGGAAGGAGUUUGUCCCCAACAUCUCUCCUUUUUCUCCCAAGGCUGAGUCUAGACAUAGCUUCACUCUGUUUAGUGAGAAAUUGGAGAAUGGGGAUUAACAGGUUUUACUGAGUAUUUUUACUUGUUUUGCUUUUUUAAAAACUUUUCAGCUUGUUUACUGUUAUACUUAUACAUUAUUGUUUAGUAGUUUGUGAAGUGUUUUAAUACACAAUACAAACAUACACUAAAUACACACACAUAAACAUACACAGUACAUGAAAUAAACUCAGGAAAAAAGUGGUUUAUAUGAGACGUGUUUCCCACUCCUUUAAUAAUGAAGACAUAUUUAGAUAUAUACCAGUCUAAUCUUUUUAGACUUUAAAGUAGAAAUAGUUGUUGUUGACAAGAUGACCUUUGUAACAUAUUUGCAAACUAUUUUCAAAGAAAUAAAUUAUUUAAUUUAUUUUUUAAGAAAUCUUUUUAAAUUUGCAUACAGACCAACUAGGUCCCACGUUUCUGGCCAGACACAUUGACUGUGUUGAACGGUAGUAAAAAAUGCCGGCAGCAAUAUAGGCACAGACAGUCGUUCCACAGCAAGGCGAACUGAGAGGACUUGACGUGAAUGGAGACACAGACUAACGGUGCAAGGUAAAUCACACUCGGAUGGGCAUUACGAAUCUCAUCUGUAGGGCCGUGAGGGGGAGACCUUCAAAGCUUGUGUUAUCAUGUUGUGUUUUCAGACUGAGCGUUUGUGAUGCUGUGCUAGCCUACCUCUUCACAGCCAGCCCCUCUGGUUACAAUGUUGCCUGUGAAUGUGUUGUGUCAAACAUAUACAUUUUGAACAAGUGGAUGAUGUGUGUCAGAAAAAAAAGAUUCCAAAUAAUAAAGCCUUCUGUUUCUGUAAA
Molecule: messenger RNA, 2337 nt
Organism: Engraulis encrasicolus (European anchovy)
Lineage: Eukaryota; Metazoa; Chordata; Actinopteri; Clupeiformes; Engraulidae
Product: twinfilin-2
Exons: 9
Coding region: 337-1401 (354 amino acids)
Biological process (GO): positive regulation of neuron projection development; actin filament depolymerization; barbed-end actin filament capping
Cellular component (GO): cytoplasm; myofibril; actin filament
Molecular function (GO): actin monomer binding; actin filament binding
Source: RefSeq, a predicted model, not a curated record